Drosophila persimilis is the source of this 3303-nucleotide messenger RNA. It is a transcript of the gene garnet, whose product is annotated as AP-3 complex subunit delta. The coding region runs from base 109 to 3270 and encodes 1053 amino acids. The transcript has 14 exons. NCBI's taxonomy places the organism in Eukaryota, Metazoa, Arthropoda, Insecta, Diptera, Drosophilidae. Gene Ontology annotation, cellular component: terminal bouton; membrane coat; presynaptic endosome. Gene Ontology annotation, biological process: anterograde synaptic vesicle transport; synaptic vesicle budding from endosome; Golgi to vacuole transport. The record is from RefSeq and is a predicted model, not a curated record.
UGCUGCCGGUGACAGAAUUGCGAAUAUAUAUAUAAUAAAAUCAGUGUCUGCUGCUGGCCCCACAAUACAGCUAAAAUUGCAACCAAACGAUAGCAGCACACCACGAAUAUGGCAUUAAAAAAAGUGAAGGGAAAUUUUGAGCGUAUGUUUGAUAAAAACUUAACAGAUCUGGUGCGCGGCAUAAGGAACAACAAGGAUAAUGAGGCCAAAUACAUAUCGACAUGCAUUGAGGAGAUCAAACAGGAGCUGCGACAGGACAAUAUCAGCGUCAAAUGCAAUGCCGUGGCCAAGCUAACCUACAUACAAAUGCUGGGCUACGACAUCUCCUGGGCAGGCUUCAACAUCAUCGAGGUGAUGAGCUCGUCACGUUUCACCUGCAAGCGUAUCGGCUAUCUGGCAGCCAGUCAAUGCUUUCAUCCCGACAGCGAGCUGCUCAUGCUGACGACGAAUAUGAUACGCAAGGAUCUCAAUUCACAGAAUCAGUAUGAUGCUGGUGUGGCGUUAAGCGGCCUAAGUUGUUUCAUAUCGCCCGAUUUGUCCCGCGAUCUGGCCAAUGAUAUUAUGACACUGAUGAGCUCUACGAAACCCUAUCUGCGCAUGAAAGCCGUCCUAAUGAUGUAUAAAGUAUUUCUACGCUAUCCCGAAGCACUGAGACCUGCCUUUCCAAAACUCAAAGAGAAACUGGAAGACCCCGAUCCAGGUGUUCAAUCCGCUGCCGUGAAUGUCAUUUGUGAAUUAGCGCGUAAGAAUCCAAAAAACUAUUUACCUUUGGCGCCAAUCUUCUUCAAGCUGAUGACCACCUCGACCAACAACUGGAUGCUGAUCAAGAUCAUAAAGCUGUUUGGCGCUUUAACUCCCUUAGAACCCCGGCUAGGAAAGAAAUUAAUAGAACCACUCACAAAUCUAAUUCAUAGCACCUCGGCCAUGAGUCUUUUGUAUGAAUGCAUCAACACGGUGAUAGCAGUCCUCAUCAGCAUCAGCAGUGGCAUGCCCAACCACAGUGCCUCCAUACAGCUCUGUGUCCAGAAGCUGCGCAUACUCAUCGAGGACUCGGACCAGAAUUUAAAAUAUCUGGGGCUGCUGGCCAUGUCCAAGAUCCUGAAGACGCAUCCGAAGAGCGUGCAGGCGCACAAGGAUCUAAUAUUGGCCUGCCUGGACGACAAGGAUGAGUCAAUACGGCUGCGCGCCUUGGAUCUGCUCUAUGGCAUGGUCUCCAAGAAGAACCUCAUGGAGAUCGUCAAACGUCUGCUCGGCCAUAUGGAGCGGGCCGAAGGCUCUGCCUAUCGCGAUGAGCUGCUCUACAAGGUGAUCGAGAUCUGUGGCCAGAGUUCCUAUUUGUAUGUGACGAAUUUCGAGUGGUAUCUCACCGUCCUCGUUGAACUGAUCCAACUGGAGGCGGGCUCGCGGCACGGCCGACUGAUUGCCGAGCAGCUGCUGGAUGUGGCCAUACGUGUGCCGGUUGUCCGUCAGUUUGCUGUGAACGAGAUGACCAAUCUGCUGGACACCUUCACCGUGUCGGCACAGAGCAAUUCCAUGUAUGAGGUACUCUAUGCGGCCGCCUGGAUUGUUGGCGAGUUCGCCGGCGAGCUGGAGGAUGCCGAGAGGACGCUGAACAUACUGCUGCGUCCGCGACAGCUGCCCGGGCACAUACAGGGUGUCUAUGUGCAGAAUGUGAUUAAGUUGUUUGCCCGCCUGGCCACCACAUGCCUGGAGCUCCAGGACCUACCAGGCAUUGUUAGACUCUGCGACCAUGUCUUGGACAAGCUGCAGCACUUCAAUGGCUCCAGCGACAUUGAGGUUCAGGAGCGAGCCAGCUCUGCCUGCAUGCUCAUCGAAAUGCUGCGCACCCAGCUGACGGCGACAGAUGAAUCCGCCAUGGUCAUGGAGACAGCGGAAAGCGGCAUACCGCCGCUGGCCAUCGAGAUAGUUCAGGAGAUGACGCUGCUUUUUGCUGGGGAGCUGAUACCGGUGGCACCCAAGGCACAGCGAAAGGUGCCGCUGCCAGAUGGCCUCGAUUUGGAUGAAUGGAUCAAUGCCCCGCCACCGGAAGACAAUCCGAGCAGCUCCUCCUCCGAGCAUGACAAGGAAGAGCUGUUUGUGAGUGCCGCCCAAGCGGGAGGGGGCACAGCGAUGGGCCACGAUGGCGGCCACGGUGGAGCGGGCAAGCGACGCAAAAGCCUAGAACUGACGCCCGAGCAGAUGGAGAGACAGCGCCUGGCCCGCCUCAUCGAGCAGUCGAAUAAUCCGCAUUACCUAAAGUCCACGAACGCCUCCGCCUCGGCAGCAGGGGCGUCCAAUGCGGAUCAGUACGACAACAUAGAUGAUAUACCCAUAACGGAGCUGCCACUGGACAUGGAUGGCGUGGCGGCACUACGUGUGGGCGUGACCAAGCGUUCGGACAAGUAUCUGCAGGAUCAGCAGGCAGCGGCGGCCUUGCAAGGCGGCGGCGCCGGCAAAGAUGGCAAAAAGAAGCAUAAAAAGAGUAAAAAGAGCAAAAAGGCAAAAAACAAAGUGGCCUACAACAGCAGCUCCGAAUCGGAAGGAGAACCAAAACCCUUGCACAUUGUCAACACCACACUGGACAUGCCCGAGGGCGUGUCGCUUUCAGACAGCGAGGAUAAAGACGGCAAAUACGAUCCCAAUGAUCCACAUAGAGCUUUAGAUAUUGAACUGGAUAUAGCGGACUUUGAGGCGCCUGCGGCCAGCAGAUCAGCGUCCAAAAAGUCCAAGGAGGGCAAAGAGAAUCUCAAGGUGCCAGCGGAACCAGCCACGAACAGCACCUCCAAGAAGGAAAAGAAAAAGGACAAGGACAAGACGAGGGAGCACAAGCGAGAGCGCAAGGCGCAUACUCAGCCAGUGGUCGUCGAUCUAAUCGAUGCCGAUACGCCCACGCCCAGUCCCAGGCAUGCUCCUCCCGCCACCACCACCGCCAACGCCAACAACAGCCUCAACACUUCAUCAACUGUCCUUCCAGAUGCAACAACCGAGGAGCAUCACAAACAGCAUAAAAAGAAGAGGAACAAGGAGAAAAACAAGGAGGCAGCAGCGUCAGUGGCGGAAGAGGCAACAGCAGCUAGCGGCAGCAUCAUCGAUGUAGAGGAUGAUGCCAGCACGCUAGUGGCGUCCAAGACGCACAAGAAGAAACAUAAAAAGGAGAAAUCGCGACGAAAGGAAAAGAAGGAAGAAUCAGAAUCAGCAACCGCGUCCGUUUCGGCAGCCGACUAUGAACAGCCACUGGGAAUCUCAACGCCCAGCAAAGAGAUUUUUUAAUUUCAAAUGCCUCCUAAACAAACAAAAAAAAAA